This is a messenger RNA of Acaulospora colombiana, 294 nucleotides long. The record is from the annotation of a GenBank genome assembly. NCBI's taxonomy places the organism in Eukaryota, Fungi, Glomeromycota, Glomeromycetes, Diversisporales, Acaulosporaceae.
AUGUCUCAAAUGCCAGCUGAAGGUGAUGACGAUUUUUAUGAUCCCAUGAAUAUGGAUGACUAUGACGAACAACUUGAUAACGCGGCCGGUCCUUCAUAUCAUUCUCAAUCAAGUUACAAUAUAAGGGAGGGUGGUCAAUUCAGUAGCGGUGAUCGUCACCUUAGUGGUGGUGGUUACGAAGAAGGUUUCUUCUCAAGUCCUCACCAACAUCAUAAAGGUGGUCAUCAUCACAGGCAAAGUCAACAGGGCGAUAAGACUGUAGAUCAAGAUUUCUUCAAUGGCAAGUAUAUAUAA